Molecule: messenger RNA, 1424 nt
Organism: Orbicella faveolata
Lineage: Eukaryota; Metazoa; Cnidaria; Anthozoa; Scleractinia; Merulinidae
Product: CUB and peptidase domain-containing protein 1-like
Source: RefSeq, a predicted model, not a curated record
GACUACAAACAUUUAAAGAGCUUGUGAAACUUGGUAAUAGGUUAAAAGUUUGGCUCUUUGGGUGUUAUAUUCGACGAGAGAUUGACUUUCAAAAUCUGCCGAAUUUCUAGGUGGCAAAAGAGCUAAUGAGCUCAUACAUUCUUUGUAGAACUUUGAGUUUUUAAACUUGCGUCGCACAAAGAGUAUUCAAUACAGGAAGCUCAAAUUCAUUGGGAAACUAAUCGUGCUGUGCCCUUUUAAUACUUAGAACUAAUGCUUUUAUAUCUCCAUCAGAGAUUGUAUUGCUUAUGAUAAUGAGGCAUAUGUUGUAAACAAACAUUCUGCUAUAUGAGUGUAUUGUAAUGGAACGUAUAAUCGACUUUUCAGGUUCCUGUGGCUCUCGACCUAGUAUACGCAUCGUUGGUGGCACAGAAGCGGCCAUAAACAGCUGGCCAUGGCAAGUGAUGUUGUUGACCAGUUCCGACAGGCAAUUCUGUGGAGGUUCACUGAUUGAUCCAUNUAUCAAUAAGGCCAGGAAGUUGUUCGGGUAUUCCUCCAAGUCCAGUGCCACCUACACCAGCUCCGCCUUCAGAAGGUAUCACACUAGACGAAUUGACUACAUAUCUCUUACUAACCGACUUCGAGGGCCCUGCUCUCUGCUCAAGCUUUCCAAACCUGCCUCUCUCGGCCGGGGUGUUGGGCUGGUCUGUUUGUCAAACCCAAGUAACACUCUUCCAAUCGAUAACCCAAACAAGAAGUGCUAUAUAACAGGAUGGGGAACUUUGUCAUCUGGUGGCAGUCAACCCAAUGUACUUAUGCAAGCAACUGUGCCGUUGGUGUCAAAAUCACGCUGCUUAAAAGCCUAUCCGAACAAAAUAGAUGACACUAUGUUGUGUGCAGGUCUAGACCAAGGGGGAAUUGAUGCUUGCCAGGGCGACAGUGGCGGACCACUGGUCUGUGAGUUUAAAGGAAAAUGGUUUCUAGAGGGAGCCACUAGUUGGGGGUAUGGAUGUGCUAGACCAAAUAAGUACGGUGUCUACGCCAGCGUUAAAUUUCUGAGGACUUGGGUGCUUAGCAAAACAGGUUCUAUCAUACCACCCUCGCCAUCUCCACCAGCGACCACACCACCACGGAGCCCACCACCACUGACCCCACCGCUACCAGGUUAGCUAUUACUGUUAUUAUUUCUUAUUUAAUCAAUUGGAAGCCUAUCAACCUACUGAUUAUUUUAAGGCAAUAUCGCUUAGUUGAUCAAUAUAUAUUUCUGCGAUUAUCUUCAGUUCUUACUUACUGGCUAGUUUUGCCCUUCCUAAGUCUCAAUUUUCAAGCGAUGAAGGAAGAACAACUGUUUACAGAAAUGUGCGGAAAAUGCACAACAACCAAAUACAGAAAAAUGUAAGAAUAAGUAGCUUCGGUUUGAAGAAAAAUAAAUUUCGGUCAAUCGA